AUUGAGGUGACCUGCCAACGACACGGUGGCGCGUCGCAUCAAUAAAGCCAUUAACAAAACAUAAGCUCACGCAAAAAGUAGCAAAACAACAAAGGUACAGCUACAGCUGACAUAAAAAAGUCACCAUGGGAGGUGGAAACAGGGAGGUGUAAGAAAAGGGGGUGACACGGUUAAGCAUCGUCCAAGGAAAAGCCCCAGGUGAACUACAGAGACGCCUGAUUACAAAUCACAGACGGGUGUGCAACCCAGCUACCUCUAACCCGACUAAAGCCUCCAAGUGGUUUGGCAGUCUGGCCAACCUCUCCAUCCGCCUCCCGUCCACCAGACAGAAGGCCGCCCCGGAGCACCAUGGGAGCAGGGCCAGGUCAGCUGACGACAUACAGUCCGGCCCCCAGCAGGGCGGCUACGUGCGCUCCAGCGACAUGUACACUCAUGUGGGCACUGUGCCCCGCGGCGAGAGGCACCAGUGGAACUGUCGGGGGAUGAAGCAGACCAGCACAAAGACGACAGGGGACGAGGAGGAAAGAGGUGGGGGUUGGAGACGGGCGGGGGCGGGGGAACACGUACGAGACUCCCCCCUGCUCAGCGCUCUGUCCAGCCUCAGCCUCAACAGCGCGGACCGUCCCGCGAGCGCCUCGGCAGCCACCCGGCCGCUGCCUGCCACGCCGAGGCUCAGCCGGCCUUCACCUUUGACCUCUGACAGCAGCAGUAGUGACCCUUGGUGGGUCGCCGCCCGCAGCCAGGAUGCUGAGGGCGCUCCCGCAACUGCCCCAUCCAUCGUGCCAAAGAGUCCCGCUCAGGACGUGUACGUGCCCAUGGACCCCAUAAGUGACGCCGCCCACAGACACAUGCACGAGCCGGGCCUCACGUGCACGCAGGACACCACAAAGGAAGAGGCAGACGUGCACAGCCAGUGUGGGGCGGCAGAGAGCAGCGGGGAGUAUGUGAAGUUCUCCAAGGACAAGUUCUGGUUGGAGCCGCCGUCGGAGAACCUGAAGAAGCAGCUGGAGGAGGAGCUGAAGCUUAACAGCUCCAACCUGAGGAGCCAUGCCUGGUACCACGGACCCAUUCCCUCCGAGGUGUCCGAGAGCCUGCCGUUGACCCACGGUGACUUCCUCAUCAGGAACUCUGACUCCAGCCGAGGCGACUUUGUCCUGACAUCUCACUGGGACCAGAAGACAACCCACGUCCCCAUCAGGAAGACGGUGGUACACUCCAGUGACACGUGCACUCGAGUCCAGUACAGCCUGGACCAGGUGGUCUUCGACUCCCUGCCUGCUCUUGUUCGCUUCUACGUGGGCGGCAGAACCGUCCUGACCCGCUGGAGCCCCGCCCAGAUUCACCAGCCGGUCAACAGGACGCUGCCGCUGAGCUUCUUGGAGACGGUGUUUGGUGCCACCGUUGACCCGUCGCCCUCGCAGAUUUCCCUGAAAGACCACAGCAAGGAUGAGGUCUGCAGCAAAAGCAGCUCGUCAUCUUUGGACCACCAAGACUGUGACCACCCUGCGCUCUGCCCUGACAAAGACACCCGCCUACCAGCCGACAACGGAGUUGAGGAGUCGAGCCGCACAGGAAGUUGGGACGAGGGACUUUCCAUCACCCCGCCCAUCAGCGCUCCAGCUGAGCGGGUGGAAGCCGGGCAGGCCGGUGUGCCGCUGGAUGCAGAUGGAAGCUGUUACACGGAGCUCUACACAGGCCCCCAGAGCUUCGUGAAGAGGCUUUGUGCGGAGGAGGGCGUCGUCCAGGAUGUCUACUCCCCUCCCGUGGUGGAGACGGUGUCCUCCUUCCGGCCUGGCAGGUACCGGUCAGCGCUGAUGCCCUCGGAGAACAAACCUCUGGAAGUGGGCGUCCUGCAGAGGGUGAAGGCACUCUUGGCCGAGGUGGACCCCAAGACGGCGGCCCAGCACAUCACCAAGUGCGACUGCACGGUGGGGCGGAUACUGGAGGUGCUGCCGGAGGUGCAAAAGAUGAUGGGAGUCAGCUCUGGGAUGGAGCUGCUCACGCUGCCGCACGGCCAGCAGCUCCGAUUGGACCUCCUGGAGAGGCUGCAGACCAUGGCCACCAUGCUAGCAGUUAACGUGCUGGGCUGCACUGGCACCACUGAGGAGCGGGCAGGCCUGCUGCACAGAAUGAUUUGGACGGCGGCUGAGCUGAAGAGCAACAUGGGCAACAUGUUUGGCUUUGUCGCCGUCAUGAGAGCGCUGGAGCUGCCGCAGGUAACUCGUCUGGAGCAGACCUGGACGGCGUUACGCCAGCAGCACACGGAGGGCGCCAUUCUCUAUGAGAAAACUCUCAGGCCCUUCAUGAAGAACCUGAAUGAAGGCAGAGAAAGCUGUCCUCUCUCCAACACCAGCUUCCCCCACGUGCUCCCCCUCCUCCACCUGCUGGAGAAGAGCGUGGCGGUGGGUGAGGGGGCGGAGCCUUGGGAGACAGUGGAGGCUGGAGUAGACGUUGUCAUGUUCCACCUGGAGGAGGCCAGGACCAUCGCGCAGUGGGGGGAUGUCUACAGGUCCAAUGCUGAGAGCAAACUGCAAGGUCUACAGGAGCAGGCAGACAUCUCAGAGGUGUUCCAGACAGACUUCCAGAUGAGACUGCUGUGGGGGAGCAGGGGAGCCGUGGAGAGUCAGGCACUGCGCUACGCCAAAUUCGAGCAGGUGCUGACAGCCUUGUCCAACCGGCUGGAGCCGCCCACGCGACCCCGCUGACGCCACAUGUGUGUGCAUCUUCACUAACAAAACGUCUUCGAGUGUAGCAUCAUCAUGUGAUGUCACCCUGACUACACUUCCAUGUCGUGGUCACCUGGACAGUGUUCCCCAAAGCAAUUUCUAAUUUCUAAUUAAAGAGCAGGGGUGUGCAAACGUUUUCCAGCGAGAGGCCAUGUACUGAAUAAUGAAAAGGAUGCAACUUUGCCACUUUGAUAUUUUGUAAGGCAACACGUAUACAUUCCAAUGAAGUUAUGGAUUAUGCAUUUGUCUAGUUGAUACAUGUGUUCAUUAUGGAUUAUAUAACACAAUGGUCAUAUUUAUGUGAAUAAAGCCUAUUUCAAGCCAGGAUUCAGUACUUGUCCAUAUGUAUAAUGCUUACAUUUGUUUAAAAACAACACUCGCACGUAUGUACAGUCCUGUAUGUAUUUUUUUUCGUUUUUUAUCAAACGAAUUAAACGUGUAUUGUUACUAUUUGCCCCACAAAGAUGUAGGAUUCUAACGCGUAUGAAGUUACUCUUUGACAGGGCAAAAAACCCUGGAACUUACACUCUUGGAGCGGAAGUAAUAGCUCCUGCUACACAACAGUCGUCUUUUUAUGACGUAAUUCAUGCGCCCCACGCUACUGAUGAAACGAACAAUUCUAUUGUCAUUUGUUUUCAUUUAUAAUCUGUAAUUGUACAUCAAUAAAGAAAAAAA
Dunckerocampus dactyliophorus (ringed pipefish) is the source of this 3401-nucleotide messenger RNA. It is a transcript of the gene sh2d3cb, whose product is annotated as SH2 domain containing 3Cb. Bases 423 to 2705 code for a protein of 760 amino acids. Gene Ontology annotation, biological process: small GTPase-mediated signal transduction; positive regulation of peptidyl-serine phosphorylation. The record is from RefSeq and is a predicted model, not a curated record. The transcript has 12 exons. Lineage: Eukaryota; Metazoa; Chordata; Actinopteri; Syngnathiformes; Syngnathidae. Gene Ontology annotation, molecular function: guanyl-nucleotide exchange factor activity.